AUGAUGAGUUAAUCACGAUAGCAAUUGAGUGCUGAAAAUAUGCCCGGUCUUACGCCCUGGGAUUUUGUGCCCCCGGUGAGCCCAAUCGAGCUCAGAUCGGGCAACCGAAUGCACAAAUUGAAGACGGCGUUAUCCAAGUACUGGACGGACCAUGACAAGUUCAUUGCGCUCGUCAUGGCCGGAAGCGGCAUCAUCUUCGCUUGUGUCGGGGGUGUUCUGAUAUCUUUGGGUCUGGGGCUGCCAUUAGCUAUAUUUCUCUCCUACAGACGAUCGGCAACUGAUAUCUACACCAACGCCAGAAUUGUUGUCCACGAUUUGAUCAAGUACCCCAAAUACGCUCAUCAAGUGUUAGCAUUGCUACAAAAAGUCGAACAUGAAGAACAAAUAAAAAGCCAGGAAGCUGAAAAUUGUGACCAAACUUCAUGCAGAAAAGAAGAAACAACUGAAGAAAAAGAAGACGUUUUUUCAUCAAAAAUGAAAGAGAUUAAAUUCCAAACAAGGUUUGCUGGCGAUCAAUUGUUCCCACUUAAUCUCGUAGUACUGGCGAAGCCUCUGAACCCGAACAACAAAGAGGAUGUGCGAGUAAUUGGCUAUCUAUGUGUCGACCAUAUAGGGCGCAUCUGCUCAGAAGAAACGCAAACAGAGGUGGAGCAACUAAUAGAAAACAACGACAUCGAGACCAAUGAGUUCUUAGCCGAGUCGCAGAAAUUAGGCGUGCAUUAUGAUUUGCUGAAGCGUGAGAGGAAAGAUUUGUUUGCUUACACGUUUGGAUCUGUCUGCAUUUUGAAGACGAUGGUUGUUGCCCCCGAGUUCAGAGGCAAUAAUUUGGGCAAAGUGAUGUUCGCCUAUGCAAUGCAAAAACUAAGAAAAAUAGCAGAAGUCGACAUUCUAAUAUGUAAACGGAACAAGUACAUUGAAGACAAAUUAAUGGAUCCCUUCUAUGGUCGCUAUUACAACCCUCCCGAUUUCUGUCUGGAAAACGAAAGUUUACACCAAGCAUUGAGAACACAAACCAUAUUUUUCCCAGUUUACAAGAGCAAGCUAGAUUACGCGUGCGAGUCAGCGCUGGAUAAAUUUCUGAUGUUCGAGAAACUGAAAAAGAACACGAUUCCAUAUUUCACUAAAAGUAUCGAGUCCAAUUACUGUUUGGAAAAUAAAGACAAUUCAUCAGUUGCAAUUGUGGGCACAUCGUCGGGGCCAAGUGACACAAUCGAAACUAGUCAUGAUUCGAUUCACGACCAGAUCCCUUUGUGAUGUCAUUCACUCCAAGUUUGGUUAAAAUAUAACCCUCUAAGCAUUUAUUUUUAUUAAAUUCGUCUGUUUCUCUGAUAUAUAGUUGUCCUAUUCUCAACUAAAUAUCAAUUGUCACAAAAAGUCACAAAAACGUCUGAAAAGUAUCAUCAUUUUUUAAUACUGUUUAAGAGUCGAUGAUCGCAGUUCAGACUCUUAUAUAGGUAGCGAUGAUUUUUUUUACUCGUUUUUUAUCUGGAAUAGUCUCAAAAUUUGUUCAGGCUCAAUUGUACUUUUUCGCGAUUUGACUUAAGAUUUCUUUUGUUCAGUUCAUUUCUUUUAUUAAAAGGAAGACAAACUCAACUAUCGAACAGCGAAAGUGUAAAGGUCACGAAAACAAGAUCGACUUCUUGUUUCGAAAGUGGAAUUUAAUUAUGAAAUUUCCCGGCGAAAUAAAAAUUUUACGUAAUGAUU
This is a messenger RNA of Symsagittifera roscoffensis, 1704 nucleotides long. RefSeq lists its product as uncharacterized. The transcript is spliced from 2 exons. The record is from RefSeq and is a predicted model, not a curated record. The coding region runs from base 40 to 1254 and encodes 404 amino acids. NCBI's taxonomy places the organism in Eukaryota, Metazoa, Xenacoelomorpha, Acoela, Convolutidae.